GUGGACGUCUUUCAGGGCACGCAAGAGAGAGAGGAGGGAGGAGAAAGAGAGGGUGAGAUAAGACAAUAAGGCAGGUAGAGAGAGUGUUCGGAUGAGAUUGCAUCAGGCUGUCCCAACAAGAGGAGGAAACUGAAGAUUACCCUUCGUGUAACAGCCAAGAGAGAAGACUUGUGCAAACAAACAACAAUAGAAGGAACAGAAGAAUAUCGAAGUAAUCCAACUGGAGUUAUAAAAGUUGUAAAAUGUCUCUAGUGGGCGCCUUGCCUUUCCUGAAACCGCGCCUCUCCCCUUCUGUUUCUCCUGGGCGCCAAAGAAGACACACACUGCCAGCAAGCGAGUUCCGACCGCUCAACACGCAAGAUGCCAUCAGCGUGUUCGAAAUCGAGAAAGAGGCCUUUAUAUCUGUGUCAGGAGACUGCCCGCUCCAUCUUGAUGAGGUGCGUCAUUUCCUCACGCUGUGUCCAGAGCUGUCCAUGGGCUGGUUUGAGGAGGGGAGACUAGUAGCCUUCAUCAUUGGGUCCCAAUGGGACCAGGACAGACUCACCCUAGACGCCCUAACUCUUCACAAGCCCAAAGGUUCCACAGUUCAUAUCCAUGUGCUGGCGGUCCACCGGACCUUCCGGCAGCAGGGCAAGGGCCCUAUCCUGAUGUGGCGCUACCUGCAGUACCUACGCUGCCUGCCCUAUGUGCGCCGUGCAGUGCUCAUGUGCGAGGACUUCCUGGUUCCCUUCUACCAGAAGUCUGGCUUCAAGGUGCAGGGCCGCUGUUCCAUCACGGUGGCAUCACUGACCUUCACAGAGAUGCAGUACCCUGUGAGGGGCCAUGCACUGAUGCGGCGCAACAGUGAAGCUAUUGGUUUUCCUCAGACUGUGUUAUUAUUGGAGGAACCGAUUCAGAGGAGUGAGUCUGCAUUGUUAUUGGAGGAACAGACUCAGAGGACUGAGCCUGAGCCUGCUGAUGUGUAAAUCUUUUUUUACUCAGUAAGAUAUUAGAUUCCUGUUGUACAUAUCAACUAUGAUGUAAAAUAAAGUGAUGUAAACAUUUACAUUUAUAUCUAAGAUGGUAGUCUAAAGUGCACACCAUACACGCAUGAGCAUGACCAUGAGUCUUUAAGCUUUAUUACAAUGUUUUAAUUUAACGUUAUUUAAUAUGUGAAUAUUUCAAUGUUAACUAGCUACAUGCUAAUGAAUGUUAGAACAUAUAUUGUGUGACUUUUGUCUGUGUGAGAUUAUAUUUUUACUGCAAAUGUUCCCAUUUUAUUUAUUGGAAGUUUUGUCUGAAGGUUUGGGUUGCAAGCCCCCUCCUCUCUGACGGUAUAUGGACUGACGUCACUGACUACCAGGCUUUAGCAGCUCAACCGUGCCUCUUUAUCUCUAUUAGUGGGCAUUAGGUAUACUGUAAACAUCUGAGGAUUUACAAGAGGAUCCUUUCAUUGGACUGCCAGUAGAUCUAGUGACUUAACAAGCCUGUUUUCAUACGAUGAGAAAAGUAGGCUACAUCCACACCAAUUUGGAUUCAUUUGUUACUGAAACUGUUUGUCUAUUCAUUUCCCUUUGGGUCACAUGUGCAGAGCGUUAAUCAAACCAUGUAAUAUCUUCUCUUACUCCACCAGAACCUGUCUUACCCUUGAAACCAAUCAUAUCUUUAAUAAAUAUGUUUUUGUACUGUUUUUGUUAUUCAAAAAUAUAAUAAAGAUGA
Oncorhynchus mykiss (rainbow trout) is the source of this 1698-nucleotide messenger RNA. Its product is annotated as serotonin N-acetyltransferase-like. Gene Ontology annotation, biological process: response to light stimulus; circadian rhythm. Gene Ontology annotation, molecular function: aralkylamine N-acetyltransferase activity. The record is from RefSeq and is a predicted model, not a curated record. Gene Ontology annotation, cellular component: cytoplasm. NCBI's taxonomy places the organism in Eukaryota, Metazoa, Chordata, Actinopteri, Salmoniformes, Salmonidae.